Messenger RNA from Nomascus leucogenys (northern white-cheeked gibbon), 444 nucleotides. NCBI's taxonomy places the organism in Eukaryota, Metazoa, Chordata, Mammalia, Primates, Hylobatidae. The record is from RefSeq and is a predicted model, not a curated record.
CGAACUUUUACUUCCGCUUCCGGUUCCUAGCGAUAACUGUUGCCGGGGUUCAGCGCUCGGGUGAGGAGCUGGUGGCGUCGGCAGGUUCCAGGCGAUUCGAGGUCCAGCUAGGAUGAUCGAGGUUGUUUGCAACGACCGUCUGGGGAAGAAGGUCCGCGUUAAAUGCAACACGGAUGAUACCAUCGGGGACCUUAAGAAGCUGAUUGCAGCCCAAACUGGCACCCGUUGGAACAAGAUUGUCCUGAAGAAGUGGUACACGAUUUUUAAGGACCACGUGUCUCUGGGGGACUAUGAAAUCCACGAUGGGAUGAACCUGGAGCUUUAUUAUCAAUAGAUGAGAAUCCUCAUCUUCCUGCCCCGCUUUGCUCUCCCAUCCUCAUCCCCCACACUGGGAUAGAUGCUUGUUUGUAAAAACUCACCUUAAUAAACACUUAGAUGUUGCUU